CUCCUCACCAUUAUUGAGCCCAUCCCACUUCCAGCAACACACCUUGCCAUACUGGUAUGGAAUGAGAGCAUAUCAGCGGCUGCUCCAGAUACGGCAUUACCUGCUUCCUGCUGCUGCUGCUGCUGCCGCUGCCGCUGCAAUGCACGCACGCCAGAUUCAAGGUUCAUGGGCCUUGACAUCCAACUAUUGCCGUCCAGACUUUGUUCCCGAAUACCUGGCAGAUUACUGCUGUGCAGUACAGUACAGUACAGUACAGUACACCUCCUGUUGAGAUGGCUACUGCGUGUGGAUGCAUGGAUGCAUGCUGGCAUGACAGCUGCAGUAGGCACAGCUGCACAUAACACAUAGGUACCUACACACAGCACGGCCGGCUCUGAUUCCCUACCUUACUCUACUUGCAGGCAGGUACCCAAUCCAGUCCAGGCCGGCCUGUCUCUCCAUCCAGUUAAGUUGGUCCCAUUUAAAGACAUCCCUCCUCCAUGCUGCCGCAGUGCGGACAGCAGUGCGGCAGCAUCAGCGCAUCGGAAGUACCCCAGCCUGCCUCGCCUUGCCUUGCCUUGCCUUGCCUUGCCUUGCCUUGCUUUGCUUUGCUUGACCUGCUUAGCCUUGUUUGCUUUCCCUUCCAAGUCUUCCACUCGUCUUCCACUUCUUCUUGACUUUUCUUUUUGCUCUACUAGCUAUCUGCCGUAUCUACGACCUCGCUCUCGCAUGUCCAAUUGCACGGCGCCUCAUGCCACCGAAGUCCUCAUCUGACCUCCCCCCCACCAUGCCGAGCUUCUCCUUCUUAAAGAGCUCAAAAGGGGACCAGACGCGGCCCCGACAGUUGGCUGAUCCCCAUGACAGCGGCGUGCAGCUCAGCAAUGAUAGCGUGGAGAAGGUGCAAAGGACGCAGUCGAAGCGCGCCUACUUCCGUAGCCUGCUCAAGAUCUCCAGCCCCUCCUCGGAGUCCAAAGCGAAUCGACGGAAAACUGGGCGGUUCACAGUGAGUCAAGCAUUGGAUCAGUGUGACAUACAGCAAUUGGCUGACAUUCGAGUGUAACAGGUUCCAACUACUCAAGAAUCUCCUUCUGCUUCGAAAGGACCAGAUCCCCAGGUCUCACCUAUGGAUAAACCACUGCCUCCUCCCCCUCCUGCCGGCGCCCAAGCGGAAGAUCCUCCCGUCCAGAAAGUGCCAGUCAAGCUGGAACGGAUCAUCAGUCCAAUUGAUGUGCCGGACCUACAUAAAAUCUUCUCCGGCGCACCUCAAUUCUUCGCGCGCGCAGAGGGGCAUAAUACAGGUGCCCCGCACCCGUCUGUUGCGUUUCCAUGGGACGAGGAGCUGAAUAUAAGGGAUUUGACGGACUAUUGGAAGAUCCACGAUGAGGCGUGGGGAUGCGUUACGGCGUGGCCGCAUGUGACAGUGCAAGCUAGCCGGAAACCUGAGGCCAUCGAGGAGAGCCGCGAGAGGCAGAGAGCGAAUUUCCUACCGAGAUGUCGAGAAAGACCGAAUAUGCUCAGUAUGCAGGGACUGGAGAGAGGGACAAUGGGAUACCAAGCAGCACUGGAAAUGGGAGUUGCGGAUGCCUUGGAGAUACCAGAUGAGGAUUCGGAUUCGAGCCCGGAAUACAUAUCCGAACAACGCAGGUUGUUCCUCAAUGGAAAGGAUGGGCUGAGACCAGUUACUGACUCGAUACUUAUUGAACGACUCCAGCAAGUCAGUGAAGUCUACCACGAUGACCCGCUGAAGAACGAAAGGCAAAGUGUGGAAUUGUAUACACAGCUUUUUUCUUUCAUCCUGUUUCCUCCCUCGAGAGUGAUGGAGCAUGAUGAUCCGUACAGUCUGAAAAUACAGAUCGAGGCUCUAGUACAAGUUCUGGCUGCUCCUACGGUUUGGGUCGAUUUUACUCUGGUUGAGUGGAGGAUUAGGCUUGGUCAAAUACUGUGGGGAGUUUCGCCAGACCCUGACCCAGAGGGCGAGGUAUCGGUCAACAAUGAGACAGCUAAAGAUCCGGGUACCGAGAGGUACUGGCUUUUGCUGCAGAUUCUACUCUCAUGUGAGCUUCUGCUGCGGCUGGACGCCAUUUCAAUGCAUAUGGAUCAUGGUGUGGAGGCUGCAACACCAGUGGAGAUUCAUCGAUUCGAGAAAUUGGCAACAUCGAGCGUAAAAUGGUCUCUGAUUCUUGCACGAGCAUGGUUGGACAACAUAUCUCUGGAGUCACCAGAUCCAGAGACUUUGAAGGAGAAGAAGCCAGCUGGGUGGUUGGCGACCCUCACAGGAACAGGAAAUGCGGAAGCUGUAGCGACUGAUUUGCUCCAGGAGUUGAAAUUCCAUGGCAGACAUCAGACUCGACAGCUUUCGGGACUUCUUCACUUCGCUCGGAAUAUCCAGUGGCCUGACAUGGAUUCUUUGGCGUCAAAGGCAGCUUCUAAUGGAAUUAAUAUUUCGGACAGCGUACAGAACACCCCAGUGGGCACACCACUUUCCAUAUCGACUCAGCUUACCUCGUCGUAUUUCGCACGACGGCCAGGUAUGAACCGAGGGAUGUCGGUACACAGCCAUGUCUCCACCGUUAUCCAUCCAGCUGGAUGGCUUUCGAAUUCAUACCUAAGCGGGUUAAUAUUGCCCGGCGAAGGGUUGAGCCAUUUCCUCAUGUCAACAUUAUUAGAAAACGAUUCAGAGGCAGUCUCUCGCUUAGGCGAAGAAGCGAAUCUCUAUGGAGGUUUCAUAUAUCGGAGCAAAAGUUUCUGGAGUUCAGCGUGCAUUAUUGGGCGGGUUCUGGCGGCUAGAAAAGGCGCUUCGGAGUGUAUGGGUUGGAUUCAAUCAGAUGUCGUACCGAGAGGUACGAAGGAGGGUUGGGUGGAUGUUGAUGUUGAGCCUGAGGUGCCUAUCAAUCCGUCUCAAAAAUCUGACAAACCCAGACUAUGGCAAAAACAGAAUAUCGAGCAUGAUGGUCAUGUUACAGGCGGAGCAGACAUCUCAUCCGCCCUCCCAGGAGAUUUCAUCCUCCCCUCCGACGAAGCCAUCCAAACAGCCAUAUCGGUAACAUUCGAAUCUCUAGACCUUUUUGCAGCAGCAGAUUCGCGCCAUGAGACACCAACCGAGGAAAACUCGACCCCUCUCUCAGGUGUCAGCCUCACUCCGACGAUCAAAACGUAUUCCGCAAUGGUGUGCUUCACUAUCGUCGCUACUGGAGAGGAUAAGAAAGAAGUCAAUAUCGCCUUGAAUCACGAUAUCCAUUUCGUGACGGCACAUCCAUGUGUUCCAUCUCUGCAUGUAGGUAUUCUGAAGACGGCGAUGAGUCCUGGAACUACGCCGAGUCCGAGUGUAAGGUCAGGUAAUCAUGAGACUUUUACGGGCCACCCCCUCCACAAAGCCUACACCUACACCAAAAUCCCUCUCUCCACCCUCCUCACCACCCCCAUCUCAACACCCUUCAACACACUCCUCUCCCCACCACCGAUCAUAUCCCCAGCGCUCUUACCAUCCCACUCCACAACACACACCACAUCCUCCACUAUCCCCAAAGUCCUCAUAAUAGACUGCACAGACGACACAAUGUCUUUCUUCCCAGUCGUACACCGAUCUUCCGAAGCACCGUCUGCGCCAGCCCUGCCUUCACCGUCUUCAUCUACUAAUCAGCCAAAAGAUGGAGUGAUUAGCAUUGGCAUUGAUGGCCAGGAAAGUGAUGCUGUAAAAGAGAAGAAAGCACAUAGAGAGUAUGGAAGUGAUCUCGAGAUGUUAGGCAGAGCGCUUUGUGCUGAGCGUGGGUGGGAUGCGCUGGUUAGUAGGAGGGGGAGGGGAUGCUUGGCUUGUGCGGUUAGGGAGGCGGGGGCGUUGGGGUGGAGGGUUAUUUUGAGGGUUGCGUGAGAGGGGGUAGGGUGGGGACGGCCAGGUGUUGUGGUUUGUGGAUGGUUUCGAUGGGCUAGAACGCGGAGAUGAGAAUAUGAAAUAAUGAGGGUAGUAGGAAAUGGUAAGGCGGUUGGAUUGUAUACGUGUACGCGGAAGUGGCUGUUUGUAUUCUUUUUGAUACCCUGACGAUAGAGCAUGCCUUGGAGGCAAUGGAGCAUAGCGGGGAGUCAGUGGCUCAGGGUUAGGUUCAGGAAAAGAAUAGGAUAAGGUGAUUAAAUGAUGAGAAUGAGAUGAGAUGGGUUUAUGCAUACGCAUACGUUGAUGAUGGAGAUGAAUACAUUUAUAAUAAAAUUACAGUAUAAAAUAAAAUAGUAUAAUAAAUUACAGACAAACAA
Cadophora gregata is the source of this 4224-nucleotide messenger RNA. RefSeq lists its product as uncharacterized. Lineage: Eukaryota; Fungi; Ascomycota; Leotiomycetes; Helotiales; Ploettnerulaceae. The coding region runs from base 1103 to 3847 and encodes 914 amino acids. The transcript has 3 exons. The record is from RefSeq and is a predicted model, not a curated record.